Messenger RNA from Entelurus aequoreus (snake pipefish), 2224 nucleotides. RefSeq names its product insulinoma-associated protein 1a-like. Gene Ontology annotation, biological process: neuron differentiation; regulation of cell cycle process; negative regulation of transcription by RNA polymerase II. Bases 159 to 1460 code for a protein of 433 amino acids. NCBI's taxonomy places the organism in Eukaryota, Metazoa, Chordata, Actinopteri, Syngnathiformes, Syngnathidae. Gene Ontology annotation, molecular function: RNA polymerase II cis-regulatory region sequence-specific DNA binding; DNA-binding transcription repressor activity, RNA polymerase II-specific. Gene Ontology annotation, cellular component: nucleus; transcription repressor complex. The record is from RefSeq and is a predicted model, not a curated record. The transcript has a single exon.
AAAAAGAGUGCAGCUAUGCCUCGGAGACGAAAACAGCACCAGAAGGGUCCAUAGAGCGGGGGAGGUUAAAAAAAAACAAAAAAAAAACAAGGUGUUGUUGUUUUCCAACCAUCCGUAAUCCUCCAAGUGCCUUCACUCGCCGCUCCCGACUAUACAAGAUGCCCAAAGGAUUCCUGGUGAAAAGAAACAAAAAGUGCGCGCAUGUUUCCUACAGGACUCGGCCGGAAGAGGAUGACUUCCAGGAGCCCGGCCAAAGCCAUGCUGCCUUCCCGGGUCAGACGCAGCCUUCCCUGCCGGUGUGCGCGGCAUCCGAGGCGGCCGCCGCAUCCCCGGUGCCAAAAACGGAGAAGCCGGCCCAGUUCGGUAACCCCGGGACGGCGUGCCAGGCCUUGUACAGCCCGACCCGGCCCGUCAGCAAGGAGCAUUUAUUCGAGCGAAGUUUCAAUCUGGGCUCGCCCAUUUCCGCUGAGUCAUUCCCGACACCGGCGUCUCUCUCCGGGUUGGACCACCUCCUUUACGCGCCGGUCGAUUUGAAGAUCGGGACCAGCAACAGCAGCCGGAGUGGAACCACCAGCAGUCACAUUAAUAGUAGCAUCGGGAGUGCUGUGCCGGUACCGAGCAACCGCGCGACCACCAAAAGACCCGCACCGGACAAACCCAAAGCCGCCGCCAAGAAACCCAAAGCCAUCCGAAAGCUCAACUUUGAAGACGAGAUGACCACGUCGCCGGUGCUCGGGCUGAAAAUCAAAGAAGGUCCGGUGGAGGUCAAGCCCGGAACCAACAAGCUUUUAGGGGAGUUCGUGUGUCAGCUCUGCAAGGAGGCGUACGCGGACCCUUUCUCCCUGGCGCAGCACAAGUGCUCCCGGAUCGUCCGAGUCGAGUACCGGUGUCCCGAGUGCGAUAAGAUGUUCAGCUGCCCCGCCAACCUCGCAUCGCAUCGCCGCUGGCACAAGCCCAGAACCGGGCAAGCGGCGCCGGGCGUCAAACCCGCCUCAGAAGAAUUAGCCAAAGACGCCAUCAGCGACCGAGACACCCCGAGUCCGGGUCUGUCCGAGUCCGGGUCCGAAGACGGCUCGUAUGAUUGCCACUUCUGCGGGAAGAGGUUCAAGCGCCAGGCGUACCUAAGAAAACACAUCAUGGGACACCAAGUCCUGCAGAAGAAAGUUGUAGAAGUCGAGCCGGUUCCGGUUCCGGUUCCGGAGGACGCCUCAAACCAAAGCCCCCUCAACCUGAGCCCCGUCGACCGCUUGCUGUGUCCCGUGUGCGGGGAGAGCUUCACCAGCAAGGCGGGCCAGGAGCGGCACCUCCGGCUCAUGCAUUCUUCCCAGACCUACCCGUGCAAGUACUGCCCCGCCACGCUCUACAGCUCCCCGGGACUCACCCGCCACAUCAACAAGUGCCACCCGUCGGAGAACCGCCAGGUGAUUCUGCUCCAGAUGCCGGUGAGGCCCGCCUGCUGAACACAGAACUCGUUGUGCCUUUGGGGAGGAAAAAAUUAAAAAAAAGUUUGUAUGUUAUGAGUUUCCCCCAUCAUGCCAAUCAGUGAUUGUUCCAAUAUUUCAUAUAUUUUGAGAUAUGCUCCAUUUCUCAAAAUGAGCUUAUAUAGUUUGACUGUUAUAAAAGGGUAUUUUUCUAGGACAGCACAUGUACUCAAUGAUAGCUUCUAGACCUAAGAAAUGUUUUCUUCAGAAAAAAAAAAGACAAAAAAAAAAGAUCACUGUAGCUUUUUGUUGGUAAAAAAGACAACAAGAAAGUGUCUUAAUAAAAGUGUGACUGAAGGAUUGUUGUUAAAGUAGAACCACAAAUGCCUUUAGUGUAGUUCAUAUUCAUCCAAAUCCUGCUGUACACCUGCCUUAAAGUCAACAUUUUUCUUUUCAAUGCUGGCACAUUUUAUUAUUAUCAUCAUAAUUGAAGAUUGUUGCAAUAUUUUUGUCAUCAUAUUUAUUUAUUUAUUCUUAAUUAUUUUAUGUAACUUAUUGUUGUUUGUUGUAACUUUUUGUUGUAUAGCCAAAUUUCUUCUUUUUUUAAAUUGUCCAAUUUAUGAGUUGUGAUAAAGUGUCGUGGUCGGCUUUUAAUCAUCAAUCUUCACAGCUCUUGGAAAAAAAGAAGAAAAAAAACGCAAAGCUCUUAACUUAGAUGCAAUCUUUUUUAAGGACGUUAUUUUUCCUAAAUGUUGGCUUUUAUAGCGCUUUGAUUGUAUGUGUAUAUUGUUGUUGUCUAUGGA